AGCUCUGAAACGUCCAUAUUGGAAAGUGACCUACUUCUGAUUUUACAAAAACAUUUGUUUUCAAAUGUUUUCUGUCCCAUUCAAGCUGAAAAUGAAUAUACAUAAGUAGCUGUUAAAUCUUGCAUGUGAGGAGCGCCGAUUGGACUAUUUUACAGAAUAAAUAUUCUUCUCAAACUGCAACUAUGAGUAAUCUGAAUGAGAAAAGCCCACAUGGAGCUAAGUCUGAUGUGUCAUUUGUUGGCAUCACAGGCCCCAGAUCUUCAUCAAGUAGGCACUCAAUCGGGAGUGAGGGUAGCGCAGGAAAAUUAAGUAAUCGAGGGGGUUGUGAAACUGCCAAUGAGUUAAGUUCGCAAGUAGAGCAGGAACAUAGAGAUGAGUUGAGACAGCGAGAAUUAGAGGAAGCCAGAGCAAGAGCUGCACAGAUGGAGAAAACAAUGCGCUGGUGGUCAGAUUGUACAGCAAAUUGGAGAGAAAAAUGGAGCAAGGUCCGAAAUGAGCGUAACAAAUAUAGAGAUGAAAAUAGACUCCUUAGAGCCAAGUAUGAAGCAGUCAUGAAGGAAAAUACUGUAUUUAAAAAUGAGCGUAAAGAAAUGAAACGUGAUGUGGAACAUUUAAAAAGACAAAAUAAACUGUUGAAAAACAAUGAAAAAGAUGAAGCCAGCAGCUCUAGUAGUAGUAGUUUAAAAAGUCCUGUUGUUGUUAACAGUCCUAAUGAAUCUGGGGAUGCUGAUGAAGAAAAGAAAUCUCAAAUUGAAAAAGAGGAAACUGAUUUAAAUGAGAAAAACCCUGAAAAAUUGAAAUCCAAACCUGAUGCAAGUAUGAACAAGAAAGAACAGGAUAAGAUGGAUGAGUGUAAGGAUCUUCCAGCAGCUAGACGGCCAGAGCGUGACAACUUGGAUAGUCCUGAACAAGCUCUCGCACUGGAGAAUAUGGCAAUAUUACAGCUUAAACUGAAUGAAGCCCAGAAAACACUUGCAAUGGAGAGAGAGGAUAAGGCAGUCUUUAGUAAAUCUAUGGAGAAACUUCAGUUUGAUCUUACCUGCUUAAAGAACAAAUAUGAGGAACAGAAGAGAUCAAAACUAGAAAUAUCUCAACAGUUGUCCAAGUUACGACAAGAGCACAAGGACCAAGUAGAUAGGAUGGCUACUAAGUUAGAUGAUGAGUCCGAUACAAGGUCCUCUAUGGACCUGAGAAUAGGCCAACUUAGGAGAGAGCUUGAAAGGUUACAAGCAGAGAAUGCAGAGGAGUGGGGCAUGAGAGAGCGCCUUGAGACAGAAAAGCUAGCUCAGGAGCGGGAGAAUAAGAACCUGAGAGCCCAGAUACAUGACCUAGAGAUGGAACUGGAGAGGAAAAACAGAAUCAAUUCAGCUAUGAUAGACACUGAUAUGAAAACUAUCAAGUCUGACCUUGAGGAAAAAAUGAAGGAGCUUGUUGAAUUACGUCAUGCCCACAGUCGUCAAUGUCAACAGUUGGAUGAGACACUUGAGGAGCUUGACCAUUGCCGCAGGAGGGCAGAGCAAUAUGAUACAGAAGUGAGGAAGCUAAGAGGGCGAGUUGAUGACCUUAAGAAACAGUUAGCCAAUGCGGAGGACGAGGCUGAUGGUCAGAGUAACAUUGUCAGGCGGUUACAACGAACAAAUGAUGAAAUUCAACAAGAAUCAGAAAAUCUCCGUCUACAAGUUGACCAUCUCCAAUCACGAUUGAGGUCUAGUAAUCAAGCUGUCGAAAUCACGAGAGGCUCUAGCAUUAAGUCUAUUUCACUGGCCAAACAUCCCGAUGAUUCCAAAAGCACUAAUAUGUAGGGUAGACUAUGAGUAAAUAGUAUUCUGUAUUACAUAGUAUAUUGUGCAUAGAAAUAAAGCUCUAAGGCCCUAUUUCUGUAUGCAUGUAAUAAGUAGAAUAUAUCAGAACAUAUGUCUCCCUAAACUGUGUAAAAGUAUGAAAUGCAGCUUGUGCAUUUACUUUUACAAUUUGAAAAGGGUUGGAUAUAAAAUAUUGCAGUUUUUAGUGGUGAAUAUAGAAGUAAGUUAAAGUCUGAUAUACAAUUGUAUAUUAUAAAAAGCAUGAGCAUUAAAAGAAUGUAUCCGUCCUAGAAUAUGAGGCCAUGAAGUGUUCAGAAAGAAAUAUUUUUUUUGUAAAGUUGUUUAAUACUGUCAAGUCAACACAAUACUGACAUCAAUAUCUGUUGAUCAAUGUAGUAAAUCUUAAAUCAACCAGAAAAUAAGUAAUCUAUAAUCUUAAUCUAUUCACUAAUGUGAUACUUUGAUAAUGUGGACAUUAAAGUUAAAAGAAGGCACUGAAUGUGAUGUACCACAUAUAAUACUACAGAUCCCAGAAUUAUGCAGCAAAAACACAAAAUUAUACAGGGGAGAAUGUGAAUUAUGCACCAAAAUGCAACUAUAUUACGGCAAAUCUUCCAAAAUAUCCAAUUUCAAGUAAACAAACGCCAUCUUAAAUUCUGCUGAGAAAUUAUUUACCUAAUAAUUAUUAUGAAUAUAUGAUGAAGCAGUGAAACAUCAAGUGAGACAUUCUAUGCAAAAUUAAAAGGUGCCACAUAGACAUCUAAUUCUGGGAUAUGUAGUAAAUGAAUAGAGUGAGAUUCUUAUAAGUGUCAUACAUAUAAAUUACAUUAUAUAUUGGCACAUAUUAGUAUAUAGGUGCUAGGCCUAUCAGAUAUAUUAGAAGCAUACCAUGACAGAAAGUUUAAAAUCCACUUUAAAUAAAG
Messenger RNA from Owenia fusiformis, 2725 nucleotides. NCBI's taxonomy places the organism in Eukaryota, Metazoa, Annelida, Polychaeta, Sabellida, Oweniidae. The record is from the annotation of a GenBank genome assembly.